UUCCAAUCACCAGUCUAUCUGUAGUUUUCUAUCGUCGCACGUCGUAGUUCGUAUCGCGAUGACAACGUUGUUUCAUUUAUCAAGAUUUCUUAAUUACGCGGCGAGUAAUUGUCUGAGAAGAGUAGCAUCGGCUGUAAUUUGCAAACAAUAUUAUCCUGCAUUAAGAUUAUGGGAAAUACCAAUAGCAGAAUAUCGAACAGUUAAAUCACCAUGGAUGAGGCCUAUCCCAGAUUACCAAACGGAAGUACAGGAAUGGAAUGAAGAGAAAGAGAAAAUAUGCAUUGAUGUAACAAACGAAAUCAACAAUCAGAUCGCAACAGACAGUAUCGGCCGUAUGUUCGCAGUUGUCCAAGUAUGUGGAAAACAAUUUAAGAUAACAGAACAUGAUAUUAUAAUUAUUGAGGGAUUCUGGCCACCGAACAUAGGUGAUCAACUAAAACUGGAAAAAGUGUUGCUGGUUGGCAGUAAAGAUUUCACUCUCAUAGGCAGACCAAUUUUGAAUAGAGAAUUGGUUUCAAUCGAUGCAACAGUUAUAGAAAAGACUUUAUCCCAUACAAAAACUCGCUUUAGGUUUCGACCGAGGAAACAGUAUCGCCGUAUAAACUUCUACAGAAUACAACAUACAAUGCUACGGAUUAACUCUAUAAAUAUAAACGGAAACAUCAAUGAGAAGAAAGAAGUAGAGGGAUUAGACAGAGUGUAUUAA
Molecule: messenger RNA, 706 nt
Organism: Atta colombica
Lineage: Eukaryota; Metazoa; Arthropoda; Insecta; Hymenoptera; Formicidae
Gene: mRpL21
Product: 39S ribosomal protein L21, mitochondrial
Exons: 4
Coding region: 59-706 (215 amino acids)
Biological process (GO): translation
Cellular component (GO): ribosome; mitochondrial large ribosomal subunit
Molecular function (GO): RNA binding; structural constituent of ribosome
Source: RefSeq, a predicted model, not a curated record